GUUGAAGCGACGCUUCGUGUUGCGACGAGCGGAAGUACACGGAAUCCCUUUGCCUCUCCUUCGUCGCCAACAUGGACAUACGCAGCCCCAAUCGGAGGCAGCGCUCUGUCGUGGACAACCCUGACAAGAAGGACAAGUCUCCAACCCCCAAGAGCAUAUACACCCUCGUGCAUGAUUCCAAGUACGACCUGCAGUUCAUCGACCCCAAGGAAGAACGACACUCCAUCGCGCCAACCGCUCCUCCCAGUUCACUCGGGUUUUCGUCGCCGCAACCCAAGACUCCUCUUAAAGGCACACGAUCUCCCAAGAAGAUCCCCGAGAUUUCUUUGCUCAAGAGUCCUCCCAAAGAGAAGAAGAGCGUAAAAAAGCCAUUACCAGCUGAAGCUUUUGUCGCUCCCAACGCGCCUCCCUCUCUUUCAGCCGCUCCUUCAGUCACUUCUCCAAGCAAGAAGAAUUCUUCGUUGGACUUCUUGCGAAAGACUCUCGUGGUUGAAGCCACAGACUUGUCCAUCGAAGACGUACGAUCCCCAUCCAAGCCGGAUACACUGCAUUCACCAGUCCCUGGCUCCGACAUUACGCCUCAUGACGCACUCCCCGGGACACUGGACGGAACGACGGACGAAGCGCUCAUUCGUGCUGCAGGGCUGCACACCGGUGAAGACGCGAUUUCAUUUUUCGCGCGCAACGGAUCGAGCAGCCAAAUCAAGUUUGUCCACUUGAAUCGUGCGGAGUCGACGUUGCUCUUCCGUCCGUACGACCUCAAGGUUGUAAUGCCCGGUGAUGCGCACCCCGAACACUUUACAAUGUCUGCGAGCGGCCUCGUGCACAUCCAGCCAGGGUCGCCGUCCGAGUUUAUCGCGCUGGCCGAGUGGAUGCGCCAGUCGACACUGUUUAACGUUCUCACGAGCUUUCGCUUUUACAAAUACUACCUCGUGAACAAAGCGUUCAUGGCGUGGAGCACGCGAGUCCGGUAUAAGUUGUUUUGCCGUCAACGCAAGCAGCUGUGCAACUCCCUCUACUUGGGGAAAGAGAGCUUCUCCGCCCCGCUCCUCCAAGUGAACAAGGUCAUGAUGGACCUCCAAAGCGUCCUCCUCCUCGACUUCCGAGCGCAAAAGACGUACGAAGCCAGCGCCUUCGUGGAAUACCAAGCCACCAAGCGCACAGAAGCGUCCAAACAAUUUGAAACGUGUGUCGAGAAGCUGCAGGCGAUUGCGCAAAAGGUGUGUUCGGAUGUCAACAACUUGGCUCGCCAGGCGCACCAUAACGACGACUUGAACGACUUGUCCGUGUCGGUUCACGCAGACAAGACCAAGUCCAUCGUCGCGGCCAAACACGAGCAAAUCCAGCGGCGCAAGCUCCUCAAGCGGGCGGCGGAAGAAGCGUCCAUGUUGUGCGACUUCAUUCGUUUGAUCGAUUACAUUACGACGGAAAACCUUGUGUUGUUAGCAGUCGCGAGUUGCCGCGAAUUUCUCGCCGAAUUGUCCAAAACACCGCGCAAGACCGGGCUGUUCGAAACGACAAUACAUUUUGGCGACUCGGAUACGGUGUUUUCCCCCACGUGCGAGCAAAUCCAGGCAAUUGUCGUGUCCAUGACUGACGACAUUGUGGGCGCCGUCAACUCGGUCUCUCGCAUCAUCUACCUGCGGCCGUUUGCGCAGUACAUGGCGAAUGCCAUCACGGACGGUCCCCACAUUGGCCCCACGAUCACGCAGAGCGUUGAUUUUCAGUCGAUCCGGGCCGAGUUGGUCGCCAAGAUCCAAAACGACUACAUGGAAGCGACCGACUACGUCAAGAUCUUUGACAGCGUCCGUCCAAUCUUUGAGUACGACAAGCAGUGGGACUUUGAGAAUGACUAUUCUCAGCGGACGCACACUGUGACGUCGUUGAAAGCCGAUAUGCUCCAAAUUGCAACGUGGGAAAAGGAACUCGAGAAAAUGCGCGCCGGCCAAACGAUUGGCAUCCUUCACGUCGAGAGCCGUAAACUCAAGCAGAACCUUAUCCCGAUGACCACGGCAAAACUCGACGCGAUGAAGGGCCUCGUGAAAGAUCAAGCUCGCGCCAAAUGCAAACUCCAGCUGAGCGAAUACAAGCAGCGUAUUCAAAUGCUCAGCCAACGGCCUCAGCACUUGAAGGAGUUUGCCGCGCAUGUCGAGCGCGUCCAAGGGCUCAAGCAAAAGCAAAAGGCACUCGUGAAAAACACCAACGUCGUCGACGAAAUGUACCGUCUGUUGAGCAACUACGGCGUUCGCAUCAGCAGCGAAGACAUGGUUCAACUCGACGACCUACGCAGCGUCCAGGAAAGCUAUAAAGAAGAAACGGACGCCGUCGAGGUAUUUAUCCAAAGCAAGCUAAGCGAAAUGACGCAGCAACUCGACUCGAACAUUGCUCGUCUUGACGAGCAAACCGUGCAACUCAACGAGCAACUCCAAACGGGGGUGUUCAUCGACGUGACCAACUUUGACGAGACUAACAUCGUUCUCGGGGAACUCGACGUUGUCAAACAACGUCUGGCGCAGCUGGAGGAACUGUCCAAGCAAUAUUCCGAGUACCAAACGCUGUUCAACAUUGACCCGUACAACUACAUCAACUUGACGACUACGAUGGACUACUACAACACAGUCGAGACGCUGUGGACGGCCGUAGAAAAGUGGAACGAACAACAACGCCAUGUGCUGCACAACCCGUUCGUGGACAUUCAAGUCGAAGAGCUGGCCAAGGACGUCGCGGUGGCGUUUAAGGACGCGUACGCCAUGCACAAGAAGCUCAGCAACGAUGUCACGGCAUUGCUCAAGGACAAAGCUGCUGAGUUCAAGCUGAAAAUUCCAACGAUCUUGGAGCUCGGAUCGCCGAGCAUGAAGGAUCGACACUGGGAAAAAAUUUACAAGGCGCUCAACCAGCCGUGGUACCCUGGAAUUGCUUUCACCUUGGACAACUUGAUUUCGUACGACAUCUUUGAAUUCAAGGACUUGGUGUCCGAGAUCUCGGCGACCUCGUCGGGAGAGGCUCAGAUUGAAGCGUCGCUGAACAAGAUCAAGAUUGGAUGGGAAGAGACCAAGUUUACUUGCAUCCCGCACCGCGAUUCCAAAGACAUGUUCAUACUGGGAGGGUUGGAAGAUAUUUUGAUGCUGCUUGAGGACAACCAGGUGACGCUGCAAACGAUGAUGGGGUCUCGCUUUAUCAUGGGCGUGAAAGACGAAGUCGAUCGGUGGAACAAGAAACUCGCGCUCCUGUCAGAGACGCUCGAUGAAUGGGUGACAUGCCAACGCAACUGGAUGUACUUGGAAACGAUUUUCUGCGCUGAGGACAUUCAAAAGCAGCUCCCGAUCGAAGCGCAAAAGUUCCAACUAGUCGACAAAAAUUGGCGCACCACGAUGGGCCGUACAAACGACGACCCAUCCGUACUCAAGGCGGUCGAGAACGGAUCCGAAAUGCUCGACCAGUUCAAAGUGUCGAACCAGUUGCUCGAGGAAAUCCAAAAGUCGUUGGAAGACUAUUUGGAAACAAAGCGCAUGGCGUUCCCACGGUUCUACUUUUUGUCCAACGAUGAACUGCUCGAGAUCCUCAGCCAAACGCGGGACCCACGCGCAGUCCAGCCCCACUUGAGCAAGUGCUUUGAUGCAGUCAAAUCAGUGCACUUUGAGACCCUCCCCGGACAAUCCAUGCCAAGCAAUCGCAUCACGGCCAUGGUGAGCGCCGAAGGAGAGCGCGUGACGUUUCCCAACAUUGUCGUUGCCCACGGGCCGGUCGAGACGUGGUUGCUUGAGGUCGAGAAAGCCAUGCGGGACAGUUUGUACACCGAGUCGUACGCGUCGUUCAAAGCGUACCCAGUAGAGCAUGCCAUCGACCGGAAGGAAUGGCUGUUUGCGUUUCCAUCGCAAGUGAUCAUCAUGAUCGACCAAGUGUUUUGGACCCGCAACGUUGGGGUCGCGAUUCUCCAAGUAGAACGGCAUGAAAACGGUCAAGCCGUCGAAGAAUUUUUGCAAUUCAGCCUCAAGCAAAUCGACGGCAUGGUGACGCUGGUGCGCAGUGACUUGACCAAGCUCCAGCGCAGUCUGAUGGGAGCGCUCAUUACGAUCGACGUCCACGCGCGAGAUGUCGUCCGAUCGCUGUGUGCCAACAAAGUGUCAUGCCUGACCGACUUUGAAUGGACUCGUCAGCUUCGGUACUACUGGGAAGAAGAUAUCAACAACUGCGUCGCACGCCAGACCAACACGCGAUUCGUGUACGCGUACGAGUACUUGGGCAACACGCCGCGUCUGGUCAUCACACCACUCACCGACAUUUGUUAUAUGACGUUAACUGGUGCACUGCACUUGCGUCUCGGGGGAGCACCUGCAGGACCUGCCGGAACCGGUAAGACGGAAACGACCAAGGAUUUGGCCAAGGCACUGGCCGUGCAGUGCGUCGUAUUCAACUGCUCGGACGGUUUGGACUACAAGAUCAUGGGUCGGUUCUUCUCGGGGCUCGCACAAGCCGGGGCCUGGGCGUGCUUUGACGAAUUCAAUCGAAUCGACAUCGAAGUGCUCAGUGUGAUUGCCCAGCAGGUCCUUUGUAUCCAACAGGCCAUCAUUUGCAACGCCGAACAGUUUGACUUUGAAGGAAAACUCAUCCGACUCAACACCGGGUUUGGUGUCUUUAUCACGAUGAACCCGGGGUACGCUGGGCGAACGGAACUGCCGGACAACCUCAAAGCGCUGUUCCGACCGGUCGCGAUGAUGGUCCCAGACUACCGUUUGAUCGCCGAAAUUGUCUUGUUCUCGGAAGGAUUUGCCAACGCGCUUCCGCUGUCGCACAAGAUGACGCAGCUAUACUCGCUGUCGUCGGAGCAAUUGUCGAAACAAGAUCAUUAUGACUUUGGUAUGCGCGCCGUCAAGUCGGUGCUCGUGGCUGCCGGACAGCUCAAGCGAAAGUGGCCAGAGACCCAUGAAGAUUUGCUUUUGAUUCGGGCGAUGCGAGACUCGAACGUCCCCAAGUUUCUCGAAGCGGAUUUGCCCUUGUUCCGUGGGAUCAUCAGCGAUUUGUUUCCAGGCGUUGUCGUGCCGUUUGUUGACUACGGCGUCCUGCAAAAGGCCAUUGAGACACAGUUGGCGCUUCUGAACCUGCAACAAGUCAACUCGUUCGUGGCCAAGACGAUUCAAGUCCACGAAACGCAACUCGUGCGCCAUGGCAUGAUGUUGGUCGGGGAGGCGGGCAGCGGCAAGUCAACCAAUGCUCUGAUUUUGUCCAAGGCGUUGACGGCAUUGCACGAACAAGGCGUGGUCGAUCGCGACGGAUUUUACAAGGUCGUGACACGCCUCAUCUUGAAUCCCAAGAGCAUUUCGGCGGGCCAGUUGUACGGUGAGUUCAACUUGCUCACGUCCGAGUGGACCGAUGGUCUUGUGCCAAAACUUGUCCGGCAAGCCGUCGCGGAAGCGAGUGAGAGCGACGCUCGAAACUGGGUCGUGUUUGACGGACCCGUCGAUGCUGUAUGGAUUGAAAACAUGAACACCGUCCUGGAUGACAACAAAACACUCUGCUUGGCCAAUAGCGAACGCAUUAAGCUGCCAUCUACGCUGCACAUGUUGUUUGAAGUCCAAGACCUUCGCGUGGCCUCGCCCGCCACCGUCAGUCGCUGCGGCAUGGUAUACAUGGAGCAGGUCCACGUCGGGCUCAUCUCGGUUGCUCGCACGUGGAAAGUCAACGUGCUGGACAAGAUCCUGACGUCCGAAUUUGCGGCGAUCGUGCUCGAAUUGGUUGAGAUCCACGUGCCUGCAGCCAUUCAAUUUGUCCGGACAAAGUGCCGUGAAAAGGUGCCGAGCAACAACGGGAACCUCAUGCAAUCGUUCUUGAACUUGCUUGCGUCGUGCUUGUCGGCGCCGUCGGUGGCUACCAGUACAGCCAACAACACGGCGGACAUGGGAACGCUGGCGCGGAUGUACUUUGUCUUUUCUCUCGCGUGGAGCGUCGGGGCCAACAUUGACGACGCUUCUCGGUCAAAGUUUCACCAGUUCUGCACGGAGCAGCUCGGGCCAUUGUUCGACUACGUCGGGAACGUCGACAACGUGUACAAUUAUGCCGUCGACGACACAAACGGGACGUGGGUGUCGUGGCUGCACCGGACGCCGCACUUCACGUACGACCCGAAAGCGUCCUACUUUGCUAUGCUCGUGCCAACACAAGAUACAACGCGGUUCCGUUUCCUCCUGGAGCGACUCAUGUCGAAUGGCCACCAUGUUCUCUACAGCGGCGAGACGGGAGUCGGCAAGUCGGUCAUCAUCCAGUCGUUUCUUGACGACAUGGCCAAAACCGACUCGUUCGUGGCGUCUACGAUGGGGUACAGUGCCCAAACAAAGCCAGCCAACCUGAAUGAAAUGCUCGAACUCAAGCUCGAGAAAAAACGCAAGAAUUUGCUCGGAGCGCCGCACGGAAAGAAGAUGCUCAUGUUUAUUGACGACCUCAACAUGCCGGCAUUGGAAGUGUAUGGUGCACAGCCACCGAAUGAACUCCUUCGCCAAGUCAUCGAUUCCGGUGGAUUCUACGACAUUGAAAAGAUGUUUUUCAAGAACGUAGUCAACGUUGUCUUUGCCGCUGCAUGCGCGCCGCCGGGUGGCGGACGGUCUGAAGUCACUCCCCGCCUCCUUCGGCUUUUCCACAUGUGCUGGAUCCCCAACUUGUCGGCAGACGCCAUGACACAGAUCUUUGUCUCGAUUCUCAGCGGGUUUCUCGACGUGGAAAUACCGACCCUAAGCCACAUGUCGACCGCGAUCGUGUCUGCCAGUGUCCAACUCUACCAGCGCGUCGAAGCUGAGCUCCUGCCGACGCCGUCCAAGUCGCACUACACGUUCAACUUGCGCGACUUGUCCAAAGUGUUCCAAGGCGUGCUCAUGGUGAAAAAAGUCAACGCGUCGACAGCCGAGGCCCUCGUUCGUUUGUGGCUCCACGAAGAAGCGCGAGUGUUUCGCGAUCGGCUGAUCGACGCCACCGAUCGCGCGUGGUUUAACUCCGCCUGCUCGACGUUGUUGGAAACUCACCUAAAACUGACGUGGGAGCCUGUGACGUUCGAAGCUUGUCUCUACGGCGACUUUACAACCCGCGAAAAUCGGACGUACGCAGAGAUGACCGACAUGGGACAGCUCAACGGUCUACUACUCGAGUACUUGGAGGAGUACAACAUUACGUUUCCGAGCCAGAUGCAUUUGGUUUUUUUCAACGACGCGAUUCACCACAUCAGUCGCAUUUGCCGAAUUUUACGACAACCGCGAGGCAACGCCCUGUGCGUGGGUGUCGGUGGCAGUGGGCGACAAAGUCUGACACGUCUUGCUGCGUUCAUGGCCGACUACAAGUGUUUUUCGAUCGAAAUCACUCGUGGGUACGGCACAGACGAGUUUCAUGAAGACUUGAAGAAGAUCCUCAUGGUGGCUGGCGCCGAGGCCAAGCCGGUUGUGUUUCUCUUCAGCGAUACCCAAAUCGUCGUCGAGUCGUUCUUGGAAGACAUCAACAACAUAUUAAACACAGGCGACGUCCCCAACUUGUACGCAGCGGACGAAAUGGAAAAGAUCGUGAGCAUGGUGCGCCCGAUCGCAGCAGCUAUGGGCAAAGUCACACGGGAAGACAUUGUUGCGCACUAUUUGACGUUGGUGCGUGAAAACUUGCACUUUGUUCUGGCAUUCUCUCCGAUCGGAGCGGGGUUCCGCAAUCGCUGCCGCAUGUUUCCGUCGUUGGUCAACUGCUGCACGAUCGAUUGGUUCAACGCAUGGCCCGAAGACGCGCUCCACUCGGUUGCGAUUCGAUUUUUGGCCGCGUCCGCGGAAGAACUGGGCAUCGACAAACAUGUCGAGACGUUGUGCAACAUGGCCGUGACGAUCCAUCGAAGCGUCGAAGCGGCGACAGCCAAGUACUUCAAGGAGCUCAAGCGGCAAACAUACACAACACCGACAUCGUACUUGGAGCUCAUUCGACUGUAUGUCGACAUGCUGCGGACGCAGCGUGGACUAGUCAAGGCGAAAGAAGCUCGGUAUCGUGGCGGUUUGAAAAAGCUCGCGGAAACCGAAGAGAUUGUCGGGAAUCUCAAAAAGGAAUUGAUCGUACUCCAGCCCGUGUUGGUCAAGUCGCAGCAAGAAACAUCAGAGUUGCUCACGCAAGUUGCGAAGGACCAAGAGGAGGCGGACAAGCAGCAAGUCCUGAUUGAAGCGGACGUGAGCGCUGCCAAUGCGAUUGCUGACGAAGUCAAGUUGAUCAAGGACGACUGUCAAAAAGAUCUGGACGAGGCCAUGCCGGCAUACUAUGCCGCCAUCGGGGCGUUGAAUUCGCUCAAGAAGGACGACAUCACGGUCGUCAAGUCAUUUGCGAACCCGCCCAAGAUGGUCGGCGUCACCAUGAACGCAAUUUGCCUGCUCUUUGGCGUCAAGCAAGAGUGGAACGAAGGGAAGAAGCUUCUGAACGACAUGAAGUUUUUGGACAAGCUCAAGGAAUUUGAUAAGGACAACAUCCCUCCAAAAACUAUUCGACAGCUCGCCAAGUUUGUUCAGGACGAAGAGUUCACUCCCGAGAAUCUGGCGAGCAUCUCGUCCGCCGCCACGUCGCUGUGCAUGUGGGUUCGAGCAAUGUACACGUACGAUUCUGUGGCCAAGAACAUUGGCCCGAAGAAGGAAAAGCUCAAGAGCGCCGAAGCCACGCUUGCAACGGAACAAGCCAAACUCGAAAUCAAACAGUCGGGGCUUAACGAAGUGCUAGCCAAAGUCGCCGGCCUCAAGCGCACACUCCAGGAAGCGCAGACGAAAAAAGCCGAACUCGAGGCCCAGACAGCGUUGACCCAGGCGCAGUUGGUUCGCGCAGAGAAGUUGAUUGACAGUCUGGGCGAAGAGAAGGGGCGGUGGCUCGAAUGCGCCGAAAAUUUAGGCCACGACAUGAUCAACUUGGUCGGCAACAUGAUCCUGAGCUCUGGGUGUAUUGCGUACAUGGGUCCGUUCACCGCCGAGUUUCGAUACGACAUGCAGCAAAUGUGGGUGAGAUUUUGCAAGGAAUCGCAGCUUCCCGUCGACAACAACUUCAGUCUGGAGCGGAUCUUGAGCGAUCCCGUCGUCGUACGCGAGUGGAAUAUCAUGGGGCUGCCUGCGGACGCGUUUUCCACAGAAAAUGGACUGUUUGCCACCAUGGGACGACGGUGGCCGCUCAUGAUCGAUCCGCAAGGCCAAGCCAACAAGUGGAUCAAGAACAUGUACAAAACGAUGAACCUGCAAAUCAUCAAGCUGACCGAAAAGGAUUUUCUCCGAACUCUGGAAAACGCCAUUCGGUACGGCAUGCCUGUGCUACUCGAGAACGUCGAAGAGGAACUGGAUCCGAGCUUGGAACCUGUGUUGCUCAAGCAAGUAUUCAAGCGGUCCGGACAAAAUCUGUUGCAUUUGGGCGACUCGGACAUCCCGUACUCGGACUCGUUCCGAUUUUACAUCACGACCAAGCUGGCAAACCCGCACUACAUGCCUGAAGUGUGCAUCAAGGUCACGGUUAUCAACUUUACCGUGACGUUGACAGGGCUCGAGGACCAGCUGCUGGUUGACGUCGUGCGGAAUGAGCGGCCAGACUUGGAGCAAAAGAAGGACGAGCUUACGGUCGCAAUUGCCGCUGACAAGAAGGCACUCAAGGAGAUUGAGGACAAAAUCCUAUACAUGUUGGAAAACUCCAAGGGCAACAUCCUGGACGACGAAGAGCUCAUCGACACGUUGAGUCACAGUAAGGUCACAUCGAGCGCGAUCAAGACGCGCAUGUCGGAAGCUGAAAUCACGUCGAAAGAAAUCAACAGCACGCGCGAGGGGUACCGUUGCGUGGCCGUGCGGGGCUCCAUUAUAUACUUUGUCAUCGCCAACCUGGCGCUGGUCGACCCCAUGUACCAGUACUCGCUCCAGUACUACCAAAAGCUGUUUGUCAUGCGACUCGAGUUGAGUGAAAAGUCUGAAGCACUCCAAGCCCGCCUCGACAUCUUGAUGAACGACGUCACGAGGAGCAUGUUUGUAAACGUGUGCCGGGGGCUGUUUGAGAAAGACAAAGUCGUGUUUGCGUUCAUGAUUGUCGCCUCGAUUUUGCGCCAACGCCAUGCAAUCUCGCCGGCCGAGUGGACCUUUUACCUCAUCGGGGCCAAACGAACACACGCGCUCGACGCAACGCGCAAACCAAAGUGGCUCCCGGAGCGCGUCUGGAUCGGCGUGGAAUCACUCAUGGAAGUGAACCCGGUCGCGUUUGAAACGUUACCCGUGUCGCUCGUGGAGUACAGCGAAACCUGGCGCGAAACGAUCUUGUACUCGGAGUUGCCGCAUCAAGAGCCCAUUCCCGGCGAGUUGAACGAAGCGCUGACGAAUUUCCAAAAGCUCCUUGUGCUGCGCGUCUUCCGGGAAGAAAUGCUUGUGUUUGGGACGCGCGAAUUUGUCGGGAGGGAAGCGGGGCCGUUCUUCACAGAGUCCCCACCGUUCGAUCUGAAAGGAUGUUACUCCGACUCGGCCCCAGACAUUCCGCUUAUUUUUGUGCUCAGUCCCGGUGCCGACAUCACUGACUACCUCCUGGAGCUCGCCAAAAACGAAGGCAAGGACGGCGCUGGCUUGAAAAUCAUUUCACUCGGCCAGGGUCAAGGUCCAAUUGCUGAAGCAUUGAUGAAGACGGCGCGAGAUACAGGAGACUGGGUCUGCCUGCAAAACUGCCACUUGGCCGUGAGCUGGCUCGGCAAACUCGAGCAGAUUCUGGAAAAGAGCAAGGAGCUCGAGCUGCACCCGCAGUUUCGUCUGUGGUUGACGAGUAUGCCAAGCUCCAAGUUUCCAGUGCCGAUUCUUCAGAACGGCAUCAAGAUCACCAACGAGCCGCCAAAAGGGAUGCGCGCCAACUUGGGCCGGACGUUCCUCGACAUGAAGGAUGCCGACUACGAGGGGUGCUCCAAGCCCCGCGAGUACAAAAAGUUCAUUUUCGCACUCGCGUUCUACAACGCGCUGUGUUUGGAGCGGCGCAAGUUUGGCGCGGUCGGGUGGAAUAUCCCGUACGAGUGGAUGAACUCGGAUUUGAAAACGGGUAUGCAACAAGUCAAGUUGUACUUGGAAGAGCAGGAGGAGGUGCCGUUCGUUACGCUCAACGUAAUGGUCGCCGACAUCACGUACGGCGGGCGCAUCACGGACCGAUGGGACAAACGAACCAACUCGUCCAUCAUGCGCAAACUCUUUCAUGAAAAUCUCCUGGACGACGCGUAUCGAUUCGCGUCGUCCAACACGUACUUUGCCCCGGCGACUGGCACCCUCGAAGACACUCGCAAGUACGUGGCCAGUUUGCCCAUCGUGGACGCCCCCGACAUCUUUGGGCUCCACGCCAAUGCCGACAUCACGUUCCAGCAGAAAGAGACGAGCCAGCUGAUCUCGACGAUGUUGCUCAUGAUGGGAGGUGGAGGUGGUGGCGGCGCCGAAGCCAACGACAACGACUCGGUCGUGAUGGAGUUGGUCGUGUACGUUCAAGACCGGAUGCCAGUCAUGUUUGACGAAGCUCGCGGCCACCCCGACAGCUUCAAAGAAACGAGUGGAAGUCGCAACUCGCUUGGGGUGUUCCUUGGCCAAGAAAUGAUUCGAUUCAACGGGCUAAUGAAGGUCAUGAAGACGACGCUCGAGAACUUGAAGCGUGCGAUCAAGGGACUUGUCGUCAUGUCCGGUCCGCUCGAGCGCAUGUACAACGGAUUCCUCUUGCAGAAAAUUCCCAAAGAGUGGGAGGACGCCGGGUACCCGUGCUUGAAGCCGCUGAGCUCGUGGGUCGAAGACUUUUUCCGACGGCUCGACACGAUGAACUCCUGGCUUGUCGAAGGGCCACCUCAGUCGUUCUGGCUGCCUGGCUUCUUCUUUCCCCAGGGGUUCAUGACAGCCGUCAAGCAAGUUUACUCUCGCCAGCACCAGAUAGCAAUAGACGCGCUCAUCGUGACGUGCGAGGUCAUGCCGUACGGCGUCGAAGGGGUCAAGGCGCCGCCUGCAUUCGGGUGCUACAUCUCAGGUCUAUUUAUGGAAGGCGCGCGGUUCGAUCGGACGUCCAUGCGUAUCGGCGAGUCGACGCCUGGAGAACUCUUUGACAAGAUGCCGGUCGUGUGGCUCAAGCCCAUGCGCAGCGUCGAGUACAAGCCCAAGAACGUAUACGAGUGUCCGCUCUACAAGACGUCAACUCGGGCGGGAACUCUGUCGACAACCGGCCACUCGACCAACUUCGUCGUGGCGCUUGACAUCCCGACCAAGCAACCGCCAGACCACUGGAUUCGCCGCGGAUGCGCCAUGUUGUGCAUGUUGGAUACGUAG
Aphanomyces invadans is the source of this 12281-nucleotide messenger RNA. RefSeq lists its product as hypothetical. The transcript has 3 exons. The record is from RefSeq and is a predicted model, not a curated record. Gene Ontology annotation, cellular component: dynein complex. Gene Ontology annotation, molecular function: ATP hydrolysis activity; dynein light intermediate chain binding; minus-end-directed microtubule motor activity. Bases 72 to 12281 code for a protein of 4069 amino acids. NCBI's taxonomy places the organism in Eukaryota, Oomycota, Saprolegniomycetes, Saprolegniales, Verrucalvaceae. Gene Ontology annotation, biological process: microtubule-based movement.